AUGAAUGCAUGUACUGCCACACCAGCCUAUGUCAAUACUCAAAAGGCUCAACAAAGCGGAGAGAACUUCUUCAUACAACAAUUCUAAGUCAGCUGUUUGGGUUAAUUUUCAUAUUACAUUGAAUCCAACAACGAGGCUGCCAUAAUUGACCCUAUGAGAGACUACGAAGAUUAUAUUAAGUUUUCUGAAUCCAGAAAUUCUGUUAUCAAAUAUGUUAUCUUAACUCAUCUGCAUGCUGAUUUCGUGGCAGGACACUUAGAUUUGGCUAAAAUUACAGGAGCCCAAAUUGUACUGGGCCCAUAAGCUGUAACUUAAUAUUAAGCUAAAAUUGCUUAAGAUGAAGAAUUAUUGCCUCUCGGAAGAGCAUAUCUUAGAGUAGUGCACACCCCUGGCCACACUUUGGAAUCAAGCUGUUUCGUACUCGUAGUAGACGACAAAGACCAUGUAGUUUUCAGUGGAGAUUCUCUCUUCCUUGAAGAAGUCGGCAGACCAGAUCUUGCAUCUAAAUCCUCAGGAUUAACCACUCAUCAACUUGCUUCUCUACUCUAUCACUCCCUGAGAAAUAAGAUUAUGAAACUUGAGGAUGAUGUCAUUCUAUACCCUGGACAUGGAGCUGGAUCUUCAUGUGGCAAAGCCAUUGGAGCUGGCACUGUCAGUACUAUUGGCGAAUAAAAACUCAAAAAUUGGGCAUUAUAGAAUAUUACAGAGGAAGAGUUUGUGAAGAUAUCAACCGAUAUCCCAGCUCCUCCUCAGUAUUUCUUCCACGAUGUACAAUUAAACCGUCAAGGGGCUAAUGAUCUACUAAAUAUUAAAUCGAAAGUUACUAAACCAUUGAGUUAUCAAGAGUUUGCUCAAGUCGCUGCAGAUGGUGCCUUAAUUUUAGACUCCAGAGAUGUUGUUAAUAAGGGAAUUAUCAAAGGUUCCAUCAACAUCACAUAAGUCGCUACUCUCGCUUCUUUUGUUGGCAUCCUCUUCAAGCCUGAUCAAAGAAUAGUCAUUGUGGCAGAUGAAGGCAAGGAAGAAAUAACCAUUAUCAGACUGCUUAGAAUAGGAUAUGAAAAUAUCCUUGGAUAUCUAGAGGGAGGAUUUGACAAUUAUGUCAGAAAUGGAGGAGAAGUCCAAUAAUUAAAUAUUGUUGAUUUGAAAGAUUUCUUAGAUACCAAAGAUUAACCUCAAAAUCAUGUAUUCAUUGAUUGCAGAAAUCCUCCUGAAUUUAAAACCACAGGAAUUGUUCCAGGAUCUUUGAUGAUUCCUUUAUUCUAAAUCGAGAACCAACUUGAUUUGAUUCCUAAGGAUAAAACCUUACAUAUCUACUGUCGUUCAGGUGCCAGAGCUAAAACUGCUGCGACAAUAUUAUUAAGGCAUGGAUAUUCAGAUUUUGUUCUAAUUUAGAAUGCUGGUCUAGAACAUAUUGUUAAGGAACAUCAAAUUCAAGUUCAAAAAGUGGAAUGA
Paramecium tetraurelia is the source of this 1452-nucleotide messenger RNA. RefSeq lists its product as uncharacterized. Gene Ontology annotation, biological process: glutathione metabolic process; hydrogen sulfide metabolic process. The record is from RefSeq and is a predicted model, not a curated record. Gene Ontology annotation, molecular function: sulfur dioxygenase activity. NCBI's taxonomy places the organism in Eukaryota, Ciliophora, Oligohymenophorea, Peniculida, Parameciidae. The transcript has 5 exons.